Messenger RNA from Tigriopus californicus, 2445 nucleotides. RefSeq lists its product as uncharacterized. Bases 421 to 2388 code for a protein of 655 amino acids. The transcript is spliced from 9 exons. The record is from RefSeq and is a predicted model, not a curated record. NCBI's taxonomy places the organism in Eukaryota, Metazoa, Arthropoda, Copepoda, Harpacticoida, Harpacticidae.
AUUAUUUCAGGUCAACGCACACUAGAGUUCUCUUCUUGUAGCAUUCCUCGAAAUAAGCCAAAUCAGUCUUCUUGGACGCCCAUGUCAUAUACUAGAACAUUGGUGGUACUUUCUUAUAACAUGGGGUCAUGGUUCCCAGUUACUAAGUAGUCCUCGGCACCUAGCUCGAGAGUUUCGUUAGAUCGAUAACGUUUGGUGCAAAGGAAACCAGUCGAGGUUUUCUAUCUCAAUCUCUCCAUCUGUAAUUGUUCCGUUGAUCCUGUGUCCCGACCUUUAAGCAUCUACGGUAUGAGCUGUGCAAGUCGGUAAAGGCCGAGUUGUCCUUUAGGGAUAUUGCAUUCAAAUAAGGGUCAUGCGCGUAUUUGGACCCAUUGAGAAACCAAAAAGGGCCCCUUUACUAAUCAAAUCAUUGAAGAGUGAAUGAGAAAGGCUCCAACGCUAAAUAACAUGUCGAGAAGGGAGCUUAUUUUUCCCGGGACUGAAAUCCAAUAUGACCUUCGAAGAGAGAAGAGCUUUCAUUGGUAUGAAAGUACACUGGUCAAACAGACUUUUGGCCAACCCUGGUUGGAUCCCUCGGACUGGAAAUUCAAGCCAAAGGCGUCUCAGAUUGAGAAAGAGGUGUCAAAACCACAGCAUAAGGUGUCCUUUCGAGAAGCCGCAGUGGGAAUCAAGUUGGGUCUGCAACUAAAACAUGAUCUCCGGGACCGGCAACUGGUUCGUGUCCUGAAUGGGGCUUGCUUGGAUAGGGAGCUGUCCGAAAAUUUGGCCUCACUUCUUCUCCAUUGUGAGCCUCCUCCUCCUGCUCCCCCUCGUUCUCCUCGUUCUCCUUUUCCUCGUGCUCUUCCAUCAAAGACAAGUCACGAGUCCAUAGCUGAGAAAAUGGCAAAACAGGAGCCAUUCUCGUACUCCGGCGGCCUCCACGACUCGAAUGGAACCAGACACACAAAGGAGCUCAGCCUGCUCAAUGAUGGCCGAGGCGUGACACUCGAAGCUUACAAAAAAUCCGCCCAUAAAGACAAAGACCAGGCGGAGGCUGAUGUCGACGAAGAAUUGGAUAUUCGACAGGACGUUGAGCAGGGAACCAAGACAAGAGAUGACAUGCUCUCAUCAUCUUACGACUACUACGACAGCGACGACCUCGAGGCUGAAUCAAUUUUUCAAAAGGCUUUGCUCGAUUUCACAUUCCGAACCGAGGCUGUGGGCCAAGACGAACUGGACGAGAUGACCUCGGGUCUGAUGUCGGGCUUGAAAUCGUGGCUGAGUUUCGGCUCAAGCAUGGCCCCAUCUGGAGGCAGUUUUGAGGCUGACAACCAAAUGGCCUCGUUUCUCACCACAACACAAGCAGCUCUGGAAAUGAAGAGGAAAGGCUCAAAUAUAUACUCGUUGAAAACAGACGACCGCCUGACGAAAAAGGCCGAGGAACAAGCGGCCAAGAUUGCCGGCGAAUUUUGUGCGUGGCUCCGAAAUCUGCCCAAAGGCACCAGCGACACAGUGAACACGAUUCCUGAGGAUCACAUUCGAGCCCUAUUUGAUAUUGGACAAGCGGCUAAUCCGACCAAAUCCAAGCUAGCUGAGGGUUUAAUGUCGUGGGCCCGAUUUGGCCAAAUGGCCGGUCCCAAAGACGCUCUGGCCUCGAUUGCAUCUCAACAAAUGAGCAAACAGAAGUUUAAGAAGGGCGUGGAUAAUCGAAAGAAAUAUAGAAGAACCUCGAAGCGGCCAAAGAACUUGGAUGGAACAUUGACGGGACAAAAAGCAAACUCGACUACUCCUCAAAUAACCGGUAGUAACCAGUCUCGCUCCCAAUGGAGUAAUAAAGGCCCUAUUUUGGACCAAGGGACACGACAGAAGAGAAGGCAACAAUAUGCGGGCCAUGUGUGGCAUGUGCACCCCACCUUGUGGAACAAGAGAUUACAACAAAUCUUGCAAGAACACCAACACGAGUCUUCCAUCGAGGCCGUUCUGGCCUCAACAAUUCCAGCUCAACAAAGGCCGUUGGUGUCUUCUAUGGAACGAUCAAACGUGAAUGAAAUCCUCUCGAGCACCAGCAUGAACAGUGAAUCGGGAGCCGCAACCGGAACAAAAACAACCGAAGAGAAUUAUGGUCGAGCAGGAAUUGGAACCAUCGGAGAAUCACCACGGUUGCCAAGAAAGAGCUCGAAACACCAGCUUACCCAAAAUGGAAGGAUGGUCAAUGGGAGGCAAUCAUCAUUAAAACACCGAAAAGGGCCUGAUAUGGAAGCCACGGAUGAAGAAUACAAUCGUUGGGAAGAAAACCGCAGGAUUGCCCAACUUAGCUCUUCCAAGGCGUUCGCCGAGUUUCUAGCCAAAAGAUCAAAUUACCAACUUCCUCCUUUUUUGAGAGAUAUUUUGCCUGCAAAUGACAAAUAGUCCAGCCAAAUUUCCGAAUAAAAACACCCGAAAUGAGAUGGAUCGUUAAAAGCACAA